This is a messenger RNA of Cylas formicarius (sweet potato weevil), 4639 nucleotides long. It is a transcript of the gene CPSF1, whose product is annotated as cleavage and polyadenylation specificity factor subunit 1. Lineage: Eukaryota; Metazoa; Arthropoda; Insecta; Coleoptera; Brentidae. The transcript has 16 exons. The coding region runs from base 380 to 4609 and encodes 1409 amino acids. Gene Ontology annotation, molecular function: nucleic acid binding; protein binding. Gene Ontology annotation, cellular component: nucleus; mRNA cleavage and polyadenylation specificity factor complex. The record is from RefSeq and is a predicted model, not a curated record.
AAUUUACUACCAAAUUUACAAUUUAAAAAUGCAUGCUUUUUAACGGCAAUUUUAUCAGGUAAAAAUAGAUGCAUGGUGGUCUGUCUACCGGGUUUUAGUGAAAGUAUCUAAUCUGCACAAUGCCGAUUGAUUUUAAGAAAUAUCCAUGGACUAAUGAUCGUCGUGGAGUACAGAAGUAUUCUGUGGUUGGCAGGCAUCGGCAACGAGCGAAUUAUCCUGGUAUUCAAGGAAGAAGUGUUUAUGAUUAACUUGAGGUUAUGUAUUGAAUUUUAAAAUCGUUCCAAGAAAAUUGUAAACAAAAAAAGGAGUGUUGUUAUAACUGCCUUUUUGGAGAAAGUAAUGAAACUUAUUUAACGACGCUGUUUAAGAUACAACAGCCAUGUUUUCCAUUUGUAAACAAACGCAUCAGGCCACAGGUGUUGAGCACGCAAUAAGUUGCUUUUUCUUUAACAAAACUGAGAAGAGUCUCGUCACGGCCGGUGCCAAUAUCUUGAAGAUUUUCAAGUUAGUUCCUGAUGCCGAUACUAAAUCCAGAGUCGAAAGAUAUUCAGAGUUCUUUCCUCCAAAGUCAAAACUGGAAUGUGUGGCUCAGUAUCAGCUUUUUGGCAACGUGAUGUCGUUGCAGAGUGUUUCUCUAGCAAACUCCCCUCGCGAUUCUCUCCUCUUAGCCUUUUCUGAUGCGAAAUUGUCAGUGGUAGAAUAUGACCCAGAACAUCAUGAUUUGCGAACGAUAAGUUUGCAUUACUUUGAGGAAGAUGAAAUUAAAGAUGGCUGGACACAUCAUCAUCACAUACCGAUGAUCCGGGUAGAUCCAGAAAAUCGAUGUGCGGUUAUGACAGUUUUAGGGAGAAAAUUGGUAGUAUUGCCAUUCCGUAGAGAUAAUUCCAUUGAUGAUGGUGAUACUGAUGUUAAACCAAUGACAACUUCUGGAGGCACUGUCAAAGCCCCUAUACUAGCAUCAUAUAUGAUUGUUUUGAAAGAUUUUAUUGACAAAAUAGACAACAUUAUUGAUAUACAGUUUCUGCAUGGCUAUUAUGAACCAACAUUGCUGAUUUUGUAUGAGCCUCUAAAGACAUUCGCGGGGCGAGUAGCGGUGAGGAGCGACACAUGCGCGAUGGCUGCCAUAUCUUUAAAUUUGCAACAAAAAGUGCAUCCCAUCAUAUGGAGCAUGUCGAAUUUGCCAUUCGACUGCAUUAGGGCGGUGCCGAUAAAGAAACCUUUGGGAGGCACUCUCAUUUUUGCUGUAAACUCUUUGGUAUAUCUGAAUCAAAGUAUUCCUCCCUAUGCAGUUUCCGUCAAUAGUAUUGCAGAAAGUUGUUCCAAUUUUCCUUUAAAACCCCAAGAGGACGUGAAAAUCAGUUUUGAUUGCGCGCAAAUCGGUUUCCUCGAAGACGAUACUUUGGUAUUGUCCUUAAAAGGGGGCGAACUGUACGUUUUAAUGCUUUUAGCCGAUAGCAUGCGAUAUGUGCGAAAUUUCCAUUUUGAAAAAGCCGCCGCUAGUGUUUUGACCACAUGCUUGUGCGUAUGCGAAAACAAUUUCCUUUUCCUGGGCUCGCGCUUGGGAAACUCUCUGCUGCUUCGAUUCACCGAGAAAGCGAACGAGGUUAUCACUCUGGAGGAUAGUCAAGAGCCGAGGGCGAAGAGACAAAAGCAGGACCCCUCGAAAGCCGACGAAAACGGCGAAAAGAUGUUGGAUUCGUUGACCGAUUGUAUUGCUAGUGACGUCAUGGAUAUAAGAGAUCCGGAAGAACUCGAAGUGUACGGUAGCCAGAAACAAACUGGCGUCCAGAUCACGAGUUAUAUUUUCGAAGUGUGCGACAGCUUGCUGAAUAUCGGACCUUGCGGGAACGUUUCCAUAGGCGAACCGGCGUUUUUAAGCGAAGAAUUCAGCAACAAUCCGGAUUUUAAUUUGGAGUUGGUCACGACUGCCGGUUACGGCAAAAAUGGUGCUCUGUGCGUGCUGCAGCGGUCCAUCAAGCCCCAAAUAGUUACUACGUUUACUUUGCCGGGAUGUUCGAAUAUGUGGACGGUGAAAAGCGGCGAGGACAGACACGCUUUCCUGAUCCUCAGCCAAGAAGACGGCACGAUGGUCCUCCAAACGGGGGAGGAGAUAAACGAAAUUGACAAUACGGGAUUCGCGACCAACGGGCCCACGGUGUUCGCCGGGAAUUUGGGCAACAAUAAAUUUGUAGUUCAAGUUAGCAUGGUGGCCGUGAGAUUGCUCCAAGGUGCCAUCCAGCUUCAGCACGUUCCUAUGGAUCUGGGAUCGCCGAUUGUUCAUGUUUCUAGUGCUGAUCCGUAUAUCUCGCUCAUGACAGCUGAUGGACAAGUCAUUACGCUGAUGCUCAGGGAGACGCGCGGGACCGCCAAACUCGUCAUCAGCAAGUCGACUCUGUCUAAUAGUCCCGCGGUGUCUACGAUUUGCAUGUACAAAGACACGUCCGGUUUGUUUACAAACAAAAUCCCGGAUGAAUUCACUCACAUCCCCGAACAGUACAUCGGCAGCGUCGACGUAAAAAACGAGACGGAAAACGAGGACGAUCUGUUAUACGGCGACAACGAUUUCAAGAUGCCGUCGCUGAACCCGCCCACGCCAAAGCCCAAAGUGUUUUACAACUGGUGGAAAAAAUAUUUGGUCGGUCACAGACCGACCUAUUGGUUGUUCGUUGUGCGGGAAAACUCGAAUUUGGAAAUUUAUUCGAUACCGGACUUUAAGUUGAGUUUUUACGUGCAAAAUUUGUGUUUCGGUCUCAAGGUGUUGAUAGACGCGUUGGAGUCGGUGCAGUUGAACGCGACGUCGCACGUGAACGAGUCCCAAAUCCAGAAGGAUAACCAGGUCAAAGAGAUACUGAUGGUCGGCUUGGGACAUAACGGGUCGCGUCCGUUGUUUCUAGUGCGUCUCGAAAAAUAUUUGUACAUAUACGAGGUGUUCAGAUAUUACAAGGGCAACCUGAAGCUGAGGUUUCGCAAGGUCAAACACGACGUCAUGUAUGCGCCUAACAACUACGGCCGGAUCGAGACCGAGAACUCUGAUUUUUUCGCGUUGCAGGAGAAAAUCGUGAAGAUAAGAUAUUUCGAUAAUAUCGCGGGUUAUAGCGGAGUCUUUGUGUGCGGCGCAAAUCCCUAUUGGUUGUUUUUAACCAAGAGAGGCGAACUGCGCGCGCAUCCUAUGACGAUUGACGGCGAGGUGCUCAGUUUCGCCUCAUUUAAUAACGUCAACUGCCCGGAAGGGUUCCUUUACUUCAACCGAAAGGACGAACUUAGGAUCGGUAUUUUACCCACCCAUCUGAGUUACGACGCGCCUUGGCCUGUCAGGAAAGUGCCCCUAAGGUGUACUCCGCAUUUUGUCAGCUACCAUUUGGAGUCGAAAACGUACUGCUUGGUUACUAGCACGGCCGAACCGUCUAAUCAGUAUUACAGGUUUAACGGAGAAGAUAAGGAGUUAACCGUCGAAGACAAGGGUGAUAGGUUUCCGUAUCCUUUACAAGAGAAAUUCAGCCUGUGCCUUUUCUCGCCGGUGUCGUGGGACGUGAUUCCCAAUACGAAACUCGACUUGGACGAGUGGGAACACGUCACCUGUCUGCGGAACGUGUCCCUCGAAUACGAGGGCACCCGUUCCGGUUUAAAAGGUUACAUCGCGGUCGGAUCCAACUAUAAUUACGGCGAAGAUAUCACGUCGAGAGGACGGAUUUUGAUUUACGACGUCAUAGAAGUGGUGCCGGAACCCGGCCAACCUUUGACCAAAAAUAAGUUCAAGGAAAUUUACGCGAAAGAUCAGAAAGGUCCAGUCACCGCUUUAUCCCAAGUCAAAGGCUUUUUAGUCUCCGCGGUCGGACAAAAGAUAUACAUCUGGCAGCUCAAAGACAACGACCUUAUAGGGGUGGCGUUCAUAGACACCCAGGUUUAUACCCACCAAAUACUGACCAUUAAGAGUUUGCUACUAAUCGCCGACGUGUACCAAUCGGUGUCCUUGCUUCGUUUUCAGGAAGAGUACAGGACAUUGUCAUUGGUGUCGCGAGAUUUCAGGUCCUGCGAGGUGUACUCGAUCGAGUUCAUGAUCGACAAUUCUAACAUGGGCUUCUUGGUCUCUGACGGCGAGAAGAAUUUGGUUCUGUAUAUGUACCAGCCGGAAGCUAGGGAAUCCCUAGGAGGGCAACGGUUGCUGAGGAAAGCAGAUUUUCACCUCGGCCAGUCGAUUACGUCGUUCUUCAGGAUAAAAAGCAAGCUCGGCGAGCUGGGUGAAGACAAGAAGCACCUCAGCGGCGCAGACAAGAGGCACAUAACCAUGUUCGCGACGCUUGACGGCGGUCUGGGUUAUAUAAUGCCGGUGCCCGAGAAGACUUACCGAAGACUGCUCAUGUUGCAAAACGUGCUGGUGACGCACGGCGCCCACAUCGCAGGACUUAAUCCGAAGGCGUUCCGGACGUUCAAGAACUGGAGGAAACUGUUGACCAACCCCGCCAGGAGUAUAAUCGACGGGGAGUUGGUCUGGAACUUUCUGCAGUUGAGCAUCACCGAAAAACUCGAAGUGUCAAAAAAGAUCGGGACCAAACUCGACGAAUUAUUAGAAGACAUAACGGAUAUUCACAAGUUGACAAACCAUUUUUAAAUCAUAAAACAAUUCUAUAGUAUUAGAUGU